AGGCGCCGACAAGCAGCAACGUGAACGUCGGGUGGUGGAGCCUGAUUGAAGCUGCUUACAGAAGAAACUACAGCAGAGGGGAAGCACGGUCUGUCGCGUUUACUUGCUCAAUUUUUGUCCGAGCAUUCCCUUUAAAAUGGCGUAUCAUAACAGUCCGUACAGAGCUCCCCCGCACAUCAACGCGCCUCCGGACCAGGGUUUCCUGUGGAAUAUCUUCCAGAGGGUUGACAAGGACCGGAGUGGAGUGAUAUCAGACUCAGAGCUUCAGCAGGCCUUAUCGAAUGGCACAUGGACUCCUUUCAACCCAGUGACGGUGCGCUCAAUCAUAUCCAUGUUUGACAGGGAAAAUAAAGGCGGGGUGAACUUCAACGAGUUUGCCGGCGUGUGGAAGUACAUCACAGACUGGCAGAACAUCUUCCGGACCUACGACAGGGACAACUCUGGCUUCAUCGAUAAGAACGAGCUCAAACAGGCGCUAACUGGAUUCGGUGAGCAGCAAAGGUAUCGUCUAUCAGAUCAGUUCUACUGCACGCUGAUAGAGAAGUUCGACCGUCAGAGGAAGGGACAGGUUGCCUUUGAUGACUUCAUCCAGUGCUGUAUUGUACUACAGAGGUUGACUGACGUGUUCAGGCGGUACGAUACAGACCAGGAUGGCUGGAUCCAGGUUUCAUAUGAACAGUAUCUAUCCAUGGUCUUCAAUAUAGUAUAACGCACACGGAUCACCACAAAAGAGCACAACUGGACACAACUGUGCCAAAGUUACCAGCUCCUCCCGGAUGUCUGCCAUGGUGGACACUACAAGAUUUUUUUAAAGCUAAUUUUUAGCCCCAGUUGGGCUGUUUCACACAAAUUUCUUAAAUGAAUACAAAGAAAAACAUUUUGAGGUUGCAAUACCCCUCAGAUGACAGUGUUUUCUGGAGGUGCAACUACAAUGCUU
Centropristis striata (black sea bass) is the source of this 937-nucleotide messenger RNA. It is a transcript of the gene pdcd6, whose product is annotated as programmed cell death 6. NCBI's taxonomy places the organism in Eukaryota, Metazoa, Chordata, Actinopteri, Perciformes, Serranidae. The transcript is spliced from 6 exons. Gene Ontology annotation, molecular function: calcium ion binding. Bases 137 to 709 code for a protein of 190 amino acids. The record is from RefSeq and is a predicted model, not a curated record.